AAUCCUUCGUCUGCGGGAAGUAAACACAAAGCGGCGGGAAGGCGAAAGCUCGUGGGAAUUCCGCGAUCUCUCUUCUCGUUUUAUGUCAUUCUCUGGCAGUGUUAGGGCCAAUGAAGGCAGCUGAGAAGUGGUUACUGAACCUCAGGAAAAUGGCCUUGUGUGCCUUGCCAGCAGAUACCAUCCGGCUCAUCAAGAGCACUCAGGUCAUCACUACUCCGGUUUCCAUUGUUAAGGAGCUUGUUGAAAAUGCUGUUGAUGCUGAGGCCUCAACAGUGUCUGUUAAAUUGGAGAACUACGGAUUUGUGAGGUUAGAAGUCCGAGAUAAUGGAAAGGGCAUCAGUGAGGAGGAUAUCAAGGUCGUAGCGAAACCCCAUUUCACAUCAAAGAUUUCUUCUUUUGCGGAUCUGUUUUACAGUCGCUCAUUCAAGUUCAAAAAUAGUAAGAGUAAUAACAUGAUUACAAUUCACAGCUCGAUGUGGAUUCAGAGAGAGCUUGAUCCUGUUUAA
Molecule: messenger RNA, 506 nt
Organism: Penaeus monodon (black tiger shrimp)
Lineage: Eukaryota; Metazoa; Arthropoda; Malacostraca; Decapoda; Penaeidae
Product: PMS1 protein homolog 1-like
Exons: 5
Coding region: 111-506 (131 amino acids)
Biological process (GO): mismatch repair
Cellular component (GO): MutLalpha complex
Molecular function (GO): ATP-dependent DNA damage sensor activity; ATP hydrolysis activity
Source: RefSeq, a predicted model, not a curated record